Messenger RNA from Saccharomycodes ludwigii, 2838 nucleotides. RefSeq names its product mannose-ethanolamine phosphotransferase MCD4 (gene MCD4). Bases 1 to 2838 code for a protein of 945 amino acids. NCBI's taxonomy places the organism in Eukaryota, Fungi, Ascomycota, Saccharomycetes, Saccharomycodales, Saccharomycodaceae. Gene Ontology annotation, molecular function: mannose-ethanolamine phosphotransferase activity. Gene Ontology annotation, cellular component: endoplasmic reticulum membrane. Gene Ontology annotation, biological process: GPI anchor biosynthetic process. The record is from RefSeq and is a predicted model, not a curated record. The transcript has a single exon.
AUGUGGAGUAAACACAGAUUAAUACUUAUCAUACUUGGCGUACUUUUCCACUUAUUCUACUUAUGGUCGAUUUUUGAUAUUUAUUUUGUUUCUCCGCUAGUUCAUGGCAUGAAACAUUAUCCAAGUGCCCCAAAUGCACCAGCAAAACGUCUAUUUUUAAUUGUAGGUGAUGGUUUACGUGCAGAUACCACUUUUGAAAAAAUUAACUACCCAAAUAUGAGAGAUUCCCAAUAUUUAGCGCCAUUUAUUAGAUCAAUUGCGUUAAACAAUGGCACUUGGGGUAUUUCUCAUACAAGAAUGCCAACGGAAUCUAGGCCAGGGCAUGUUGCUAUGAUUGCUGGUUUUUAUGAAGAUGUUAGCGCAGUCACCAAAGGUUGGAAGGAAAAUCCAGUCGAUUUUGACAGUGUUUUCAACCAAUCAACUCACACAUAUUCGUUUGGGUCCCCAGAUAUUCUACCGAUGUUCAAAGAAGGUGCAAGUGGUCCAAAUAAAGUUGAUGCAUGGAUGUAUGGACAUGAGUUUGAGGAUUUCACCCAAUCCUCAAUUGAAUUAGAUGCUUAUGUUUUCAGAAAUUUAUACCAAUUAUUUGACAAUUCCACCAAAAAUGCAAGUUUGAACAAAGAAAUCCACCAAAAUGGUAACGUUUUCUUUUUGCAUUUAUUAGGUUGUGAUACCGCAGGUCAUACAGCUAGACCUUAUUCUAAGGAAUAUUAUGACAAUGUUAAAUAUAUUGAUACACAAAUUUCACAAUUAGUUUCAAGAGUACGCGAUUUUUUCAAGGACGACGAUACUGCCUUUGUUUUUACCGCUGAUCAUGGCAUGAGUGCUUUUGGUUCACAUGGUGAUGGGCACCCAAACAAUACAAGGACACCUUUGGUGGCUUGGGGGUCCGGUGUAAGUGGGCCGGUUGUUAAUAAACAUCCAGAACUGGCUUUAUCAGAUAGUUAUACGGGCAGCUGGGAAUUACAUAGUGUGGAAAGGCAUGAUGUCAAUCAGGCAGAUAUCACUGCUUUAAUGUCUUAUUUAAUUGGCACAAACUUUCCAAGCAAUUCUGUUGGUGAGUUACCUUUGCCUUAUCUAGACGCUAGCGAUGAUAUCAAGUUGCAUUCUCUGUAUAACAAUGCACGUGAAAUUUUAGAGCAAUACAUUGUAAAAGAAAAAGAGGUUAUUGGAUCCCAAUUUGUUUAUAAGGAGUAUUAUAAAUUUGCCAAAAAACAUUAUACUGAGUAUUUGAAAGAAAUCGAAGCACUUAUUGCCAAUGCUGAAGACAGCCUUGAAACCAUUAAAUUGACUGAAGAACUUAUGAAAGUUACACUAGAAGGUUUGAACUAUUUGACCACAUACAAUUGGAGGUUCAUUAGAACGAUAGUUACUUUGGGUUUUAUUGGUUGGAUUGUUUAUUCUUUCAUCAUUUUUUUAAGAUUAUUCAUUUUAUCUAAGAGAUACGAAGAUGGUAUAUCUAAAUCGACUUUUACAAUUUUCACAGUAUUGUCGAUGCUAUUAAAUUAUAUUUUGUACUACCAAAGAUCGCCCUUCAACUUCUACAUGUAUUUGUUGUUUCCAAUUAUUUUUUGGAGUAGGAUUUUUUCUGAAAGAAAAAUUUUAAUCGAUGGCGUAAAAGAAUUUUUGAAAGGGUUAUCUGUUUUUAAAAAAACCAUAAUAUUGUUGUCCAUUUUAGGUUUUUAUGAAGGCAUUGUUUAUGGAUUCAGUCAACGCUGGGUUUUCACGUUGAUUUUUAUUAUUCUGGCCUUUUAUCCAAUCACGUGUGGUAUAUAUAACACUAAAACCAAUUUGUUAUGGAUUUAUACAAGUGUAUGCUUAUCUAUUUUUACGUUGCUUGACGCCGUCAAAAUUGAAAAUUUAAAUCAAAUCCUAGUAUCUGGUAUGUUGAUUUUGGUUAGUGCAAGUUACGGAUUAUAUUCGGUUCGUAACUUGGUUAACGAUUACACUUUUUGUGUAAUUGGGAUGCAAAUUUCUUUGGUGGUUGUCAUGCUACUUAUCACAAAUGAAAUUGUUAUUUCAUUACAAUUAAAAGAAGGUUUGCCCUUUGAUAAACAAAUCGCUGCAUGGGGUACUUUCAUUAUUUCUCUAAUUUUUUUCCCAUUUUUGCAUUAUAUUAAACCCUGUAACAACUACAAAGUUAGAAUGUUAAUUAUUUAUGUAACAUUUGCACCAGCUUUUAUUAUUUUGACUAUUUCGUUUGAAACAUUUUUCUACUUUUUUUUCUCAAUGUAUUUGUUUCAAUGGAUUGAGAUUGAAACUAAGAUUAUGCAACUCACUUCUAAAAGUAAUGCUUCGCAUGUCAAUUAUUUACAGUUGUUGAGAGUCAGUGUUAUUGGAUUUUUCCUAUUGCAAAUAGCAUUUUUUGGCACUGGAAAUGUAGCAUCAAUAUCAUCAUUUUCCUUGGAUUCCGUUUUCCGAUUAAUGCCAAUUUUUAAUCCAUUUUCCAUGGGGGCUUUACUAAUGCUGAAGCUAUUGGUUCCAUAUAUUUUAUUAUCUGCUGCGUUGGGCAUAUUAAACUUGAAAUUACAUAUUAGAGAUUACACCAUUUCUUCUUUGAUUAUAUCUACUAGUGAUAUACUAUCAUUAAACUUCUUUUAUCUUUUGAAAACAGAAGGUAGUUGGUUGGAUAUUGGGGUUACUAUAUCUAAUUAUUGUUUAGCUAUUUUAUCAUCGCUAUUUAUGAUUAUAGUCGAAAUUAUUAGUCAUUAUUUACUUAAGCAUGUAGAAAUUCCAAAGGAUGAAGCUAUAUCAAACGUAAUUGAAAAAACUGUUUCUGGCGAUAAUAAGAAAAAGAAAAAGAAAAACAAUUCAAAGAAAACAACCAAAGGGGAUUAA